Molecule: messenger RNA, 3006 nt
Organism: Salvelinus sp. IW2-2015
Lineage: Eukaryota; Metazoa; Chordata; Actinopteri; Salmoniformes; Salmonidae
Product: leucine-rich repeat transmembrane neuronal protein 1-like
Cellular component (GO): extracellular matrix
Molecular function (GO): protein binding
Source: RefSeq, a predicted model, not a curated record
AUUGUGAGUGGGCUUAACGACACUCAGUGAACAGACGGUGCCUCUGCAUGCUCUGCCAGUACACUAGUCUGCUGCAAGCGAGGGAUCGAAGUGAAGAGUGCUCUGCCUCUCCUCUCCAUCCCUGUCACACACCGCCUCUGCCUCCUCAGCCUCUCAGCCUUCCAGCCUCCACCAGCAAACUCCCUCCAGCCGACCAGGGAAAAACACCACUAACAACACAAGUGGAUAUGAACAGAACCCAAAAGACAGGAGGACGCAGGAGUCAAGGGGCUUCUCACAGGAGAUAAGAGGGGAUCUAAAAGAAGGAUACUAAACAGAAAGUAGAAAAAAAACUAAGGGGGAAACAGAGAGAGAGAGAGAGAGAGAGAGAGAAGAGAGAGACCCUGGCAUUACCCAUCCUUAUCCUUCCAAUACAUAUUUUCUGAAGCGCGCCGGUCGGUCACUAAAAUAAUAAUGACAGAGUUGACUGGAUUUAAGCCGUGCAGGUCAGCGAUCGCUUCAAGUGACGGACGGUAAUUUGUGUUGACAGAUCUGCCKCCAGUCUUUAUCGAGAGGGGGUAAGAAGAAAAAAAAUAGAGAGAGAGUUUUGAGUUAGUCUUUUCCUCUCCUUUCUUGGUUGGCUUGCUUUUUCCUCUGUUCUCCUCUUCGGAUCAUCGCAGCAGUAGUGACUGCAGAGGAGCAGGAGGGAGAGAGCGAGCGAGAGAGAGAGCGAGGAGGCACGGCACUCAUGCAUGCAGCCGAGCAGGGAACUUGCACUUCCUAACAAGCAUCCACUUGGAUUCCUUGGGUCUUUUCUGGCUUCUUUCACACGAGGAGAACUAAGACAUUGUAAGCCUGCCAGGAUCUGGUAUUCUGGCUGAAAAGGACGAGAGGGGGGGGGGCAAAUUUGUACCACACUGGGGUCCUUUUUUAGAUUCACACAUAAUUAGUGCGGGCACAAAGGAAGUCGCUGAAUAGGGGAUGUCCGUCUCUGGAUAGGGGUGAGUAGGAUUCCUUUCAUACGUGAUCGCUCGGUGAAGAAAGCAUUUUUUACCCGCCUCUGCUCGCAUCUUGCCCCCUGAUAUCUAACAUGAGCAAAGUGACUUGCCCUUUAUCCCUCUCCCCUGUUCUUUUCUUUUUUUCCCCCACACUGGAUUCCUCUUCCUUUCUAUAAGUAAAUACCUUGGGGAGAAAAACACACACGCACAACACAAUUCACUACAAGGAAAGGAAUACAAAAAAAAUACAAGAGCUGGUUUCCUGCCGGGGAGAGAUUACAAAUUACGAUGUGAACCAUGACAYAAUAAUACCGGAACGAUUCCAAUGGACAUUUUCUCUGCGGAUCUAUCCGAGGAUUUUCAGGCUGAUGGAUUUCCUUCUAAUAGGCUUGUACCUAAAGUGGCCCCUGAGGAAGCCCCCUGGGUUGAUACUGUUGCUUUGCUGCUCGCUGGGCAUCAUGCUCAAAAUGGUCCCAUCGGUGGAGGGCGUCUGCCCCCGUCUAUGCCGCUGCGACAGCAAGCUGCUCUACUGCGAGGGGCUCAAUCUCACCGACGUUCCACGCAACCUGAGCAGCGCACUGGGCCUGUCCAUGCGCGAGAACAACCUGACGGAGCUGCGCGAGGGCCACUUCGCUGGCCUGUCGCAGCUCACCUGGCUCUACUUGGAUCAUAACAACAUCGACGUGGUGGAGGAGGGCACCUUCGACAGGCUGCGCCGGGUCAAGGAGCUCGACCUGAGCACCAACCAUAUCGAGAGCCUGCCCAACGGCACCUUCAGGCCCCUCCCCAACCUGCGCAUCCUAGACCUAUCGUACAACAGGCUGCAGGCGCUGGAACCCGACCUUUUCCARGGCCUGAGGAAGCUAACCAAUUUGCAUUUGCGCUACAACGCCCUCAAGUUUGUCCCAGUGAGGAUCUUCCAGGACUGCCGGAGCAUGCAGUUCCUGGACCUGGGCUACAACCAGCUUCAGAGCCUGGCGCGGAACUCCUUCGCCGGGCUCUUCAAGCUCACCGAGCUGCACCUGGAGCACAAUGAGCUGGUCAAAGUCAACCUGGCCCACUUCCCCCGCCUCAUCUCGCUGCGCACGCUCUACAUGCGCAGCAACCGGGCCACCAUUGUGGUCAGCACCCUGGACUGGACCUGGCCCUUCCUGGAGAAGAUUGACCUGUCGGCCAAUGAGAUCGCAUACAUCGAGCCACACGUCUUUGAGAGCGUGCCCAACCUCAAGGCCCUCAUGCUGGACGCCAACCGGCUGACGGCCGUGGAGCAGCGCAUCCUGGAUUCAUGGUCAUCCCUGGGCAGCAUCACUUUGGCAGGCAAUGAGUGGGAAUGCAGCCGCAACGUGUGCGCCCUGGCCCAGUGGCUGAGCGCCUUCCGGGGCCAGCGGGACAGCCAGCUACUGUGUUCCAGCCCGGACGUGGCGCAGGGCGAGGACGUACUGGACGCBGUCUACGCCUUCCAGCUGUGCGAGGACGGCAUCGACCAGGCCACCACGACCACGGGAUGGUACCCCGGCUACACCACCAAGGACCAGGCCCGGGGAGGCCCCACGGCCAACCCCUACGAUCCGCCAGCCGCCGAGGGUGGCGCAGUGGUCACCAAUUCCUUCACCGUGACCGUGGCUAACCUCGACGACAUAGASAGCACCAUGCAGAUCCACAAGGUGGUGACGGGCACCAUGGCACUCAUCUUCUCCUUCCUCAUCGUGGUGCUGAUGCUCUACGUGACCUGGAAGUGUUUCCCGGCGGGCGUGCGGCAGGUGCGCCAGUGCUUCAGCAGCCAUCGGCGCAAGCAGAAGCAGAAGCAGAGCAUGCAGCAGAUGGCCACCAUGUCCACGCCGGAGUACUACGUCGACUACAAGCCCAACCACAUCGAGGGGGCCCUGGUCAUCAUCAACGAGUAUGGCUCCGCACUUGCCAGGCAGCAGCCCUCCCGGGAGUGUGAGGUCUGACCCGACCCUUUGUGUGUGUGUGUGUGUGUGUGUGUGUGUGUGUGUGUGUGUGUGUGUGUGUGUGUGUGUGUGUGUGU